AUGUUCUCUUUGAAGAUCCCCCGUGGGGGCUUCCUCAUCUCCCUCUGCAGGACCCAGCUCUGGCCUCCAACCCCCCAAAGGCAGCAGGGGGCACCCCUAGUCCACCACCAGCUGCAGAGAGAGGUUAGAGCGGCCCCACCCUCCCCAGUCCUGGGCUCCUGGGAACAGAGUGAAGGAGACACAGGCGCCCAGAGCUCCUGCAGGCAGGGGGUGACCUGGCAGCUCUGCAUCCCUGUUGGGUGCUCCCUGGUCCUGAGUGUCCCAGCCAGCCUGGGGGUGCCCGAGUCUGGGGUCCCUCAGGAUCUGGAACCCUGGGAUCCUGGGUUACCUCAGGCACCUUUUCUCAACCUAAGUUGGAGGUUCUGUAGUUUUUUCUGUGUGUGUUUCCAGUUCCCUAAAUAA
This is a messenger RNA of Rangifer tarandus platyrhynchus (Svalbard reindeer), 402 nucleotides long. The record is from the annotation of a GenBank genome assembly. Lineage: Eukaryota; Metazoa; Chordata; Mammalia; Artiodactyla; Cervidae.